Messenger RNA from Acaulospora colombiana, 927 nucleotides. The record is from the annotation of a GenBank genome assembly. NCBI's taxonomy places the organism in Eukaryota, Fungi, Glomeromycota, Glomeromycetes, Diversisporales, Acaulosporaceae.
GAGGUGUGGGAGGUCGAUCCGGAGAAGGCUAGACCGGGGUAUGCGUUGCACGCGAUGGGAUAUCCGUUGGACUGGAAAUUAUACGGCGGAGGUUUCCUAUAUCACAUGGAAGAUAAUAUUGUUCAAGUAGGAUUUGUGGUGGCGCUAGAUUAUCAGAAUCCGUACCUCAAUCCUUACAAAGAGUUUCAGAAAUACAAACUUCAUCCGUUCAUCAAGAAGCACCUUGUAGGCGGAAAGCGUAUAUCGUAUGCUGCACGAGCGUUGAAUGAAGGUGGUUAUCAGUCAAUUCCAAAGUUGAUCUUUCCUGGCGGGGCUCUCAUCGGAUGUACCGCGGGAUUUUUAAAUGUCCCAAAGAUAAAGGGGACUCACACGGCAAUGAAAUCGGGGAUGAUUGCCGCGGAAGCGGCGUACGACGCGGUCACGUCCGAAAAUGCUUCGACCCGUCCUAUCAACUUGUCCGCGUAUGAAGAGUCUAUUGAAAAUUCAUGGGUUUACGAGGAGUUACGUGAAGGUCGUACGCCGUGGACAUUCAAACACCACGAGGAUUACGCUGCCACAAAGCCGGCAAAGGAGUGCAAGCCAAUCGAGUAUCCAAAGCCUGAUGGCGUGAUAACAUUCGAUCUUUUGGAUAGUGUUUCUCUCAGCGGCACGAACCAUGCUGAAAAUCAACCGGUGCAUUUGCGAUUAAGGGAUAAGAGCAUUCCUGUCGAAAGGAAUUUGAAAAUAUUUGAUGGUCCGGAGCAAAGAUUCUGUCCAGCCGGUGUCUACGAGUUUGUCGACGACGAAGUGAACGUAGGACAAAAACGUUUACAAAUCAACUCACAAAACUGCGUUCAUUGUAAAACCUGUGAUAUCAAGGACGUUUCCCAGAACAUCGAUUGGGUUACGCCCGAAGGAGGAAAUGGUCCAAAAUAUGUUCUCACCUGA